UGUUUAUGUUUCUUGAAUUAAAUUUCUCAAGUCAACUCAAUCAGUUCUUUAAAGACAUUAGAAAUAAAAGCACGGAAAAUUUUCAACGCUCGUAGUUUUAUCAGAAAAACUUGAGUUGUUUUUUUCAUUUAUCGUUUGUUUAAUUAAUUGAGAAUGGAUUCAGAAAGCGUUAUUAAGAACAUUAAUCUCGCAAUCAGUUAUAUAAACUUGGAUGACGUAGAUUUAGACUUUGAUAGUGUUCGAGAUGAAACUUUUAAGAAAGAGUUACGAAACUUAUUUCAGAAGCUUAAAGACGAGCCUAACAUAGACUCACGAACAGAAACUUUUGAUGAGAUCAUUCAAAUGGUAAGAGGUCAAUUAAAGUCACUAGAAACAGUUGGUCAGAUUCUCGAUUUUUUGGGAUUCACCAUUAAAAUGCUUUUCGUUGAAAAAUCGACUACAACAACGGACCUCUCACUUCUCAAUGAACUAUUUCAACUUAUGCCAGCACAAUGGGAAACGGAUCCUGUCAAGGUUCACUUGAUCACAAAAAUAAUAUAUGAAACUUUGAAUGCCGAUUUUAACAACACCAUGCAUGUUAUCACGUCAAUUAUAUGCAUCAAUAAUAAACUUGGAUUUUAUGUGGCGUUAACAUUAUUCUGGGCUUUGUACUUGAACUAUUUCAAGAAAGAUUCUCAUCAUUACUACAAAAUGUACAACGUGGAUAAAUUCUUCAAGCUUCUUAUGACAUGUGACUUUACAAGCGGCAAACAAGAUGCAGAUUCACUUUUUAAACUUUUGCUUCUUACGUCAAUUUAUCAGAACAAUGUGCUUUUGAAUAAAGACAAUCCAGAAGAUCAUCAAAUUUUUCAAGAAUUCUUCAAAGUCACUCAAAAAGAUUGCGAAAAAUUAAAAGAUUGGUUGAUUAAUGUAAAAAGUCUUAUCGAAGCAAACAACUCUUUGGUGAAGUCAAAUCAAAGCUCUGACGUUUUAAUGUUGCUGGAAUUUUUGGAAUUAGAUAUAAUCAGAGGCAUUAGCCAGGAUGGCAAUCAACAAUCUGUUAUGGAUCCGCUCACAGAUAUUUCCCACGCCACCGUAUCGAAAGAUGAAUAAAAGAAGAACAAGAAGAAAAAGUUGUGAAGAGAUUGCCUAAGUGAUAAAUCUUUUUUCUUUUCCUUAUUUUUUCCCUCUUUUCCUUCCUUUACGGAUUUUAUAUGUACGUAAAUCUGAGCGUUCAACAAUGGUAACAAAAGACGCAGGCUGUUUGCAUUUGAAGCAUUUAUGAAUCCCGUUUAACAUUACUUACAUCUGACGUAAAUAAAUAUCAUGAAUACGUCGUGAUGUGAUACAAAAUGUAUUAGUCAGACACAAUGACAACCAACAUAAUAUUGGACGUGUAACAAAUGUAUUUUAUAUUUCAGUUAUGUAAGUUACAAUAAUUUAUUAGAAUAAUUUUUAUGAAGAAAUACUUUGUUGAAAAGCACGCCAUUCUUAACAUAAUUGCAAGCUGCGAUUGUCAACAGUCUGAAAAAUAAACAACCAAAGAAAAGACCAUCAGGAAAGAAUAAGGAAAAGGAAAGGCAAUUUCCGCCAACAAAAAUAUUUUAUUUUCUUCAUUUCAGUCUUUCAAUUUUAUUAAUAAUAAAAGCAAGUGAAUUGUACUUGAUGUAAGAUAUUCGAAUAUAAAUUCAGGUGUGAAGCUUUGUGAGGGGUGCACCUUAUACAGAAAAGAAUAGAGAUGAAGAUUAAUGUUGCUCAUGACUGUGGCUGAACACUGAUAUUUAUUUAUCCUCUUUGUCAUCAUAAAACUUUUUCUUAUUCUUUUUUGGAAAGCGUUGUGAUGUGUCACAGGGAAAUGAUAAGAUAUGAAAGUGUCCGUUUAGAUAUAAUUUAAGUGGCUUAUAAUCCCCCAACAAAACAAAAGCACCAGUAGAUAAUUUAUCUUAAUCUAGAAGAAUGUUAAUUGUUGUUGAAUUUGGUGCGCUUUAUGAUAAAUUAAAAAGUAAAGAAGUAAAUGAUGAGAAAAAAAAACUCCCACGAACUUCUUUGAGGAAAAAAUAAAAGGAAAAGAAUUUUAAAUUAAUCAGAAUCAAAUGUUAUUUACCUUGACGUCAAUUUCAUUAAAAUCUUGUUAGAGUAAUUGGAAUCGAACGACAAACGGCACACUUCAAGUGGAAACACGAGUGUAAUGAAAGCAGCGACAUUCAAUCAAAAUGUGUAGCGAACGGUAAUUGACAACAGCGUAGGGAUGGAGGAAAAACAAAAUUUGCAUUGAGUGUGGGAUGUGAGCUUAUGGAAUGAGACGUGAGAUUAAAUCGAAAGGAAAGUUGUUAUUUAAUACGUAUAGAAAUUAUAUUUAAGUAAGCUCAAAUAAAUUGUUGCUUUUCACGGUUCGCUUUGGUUUAUGAAGGACAAAAUCGUCUCUGAGAAGAAUUUUUCCACUCGAUGACCAAGAGGUUGUUGUUAAGGAUAAAUAAAUAAAACCAGUAGGUUGAAAGGCGUACUUGUAGGCGUCCGGCCAUGAAUGGAUGACUGAAAUGAAAAACAUUUGGUAUAAAAGCUUUUAAGCUUUGAAGGGUGAACCUUUUUAUGACGCCAUUUGUCGACACUUCCUUAAAUAAAAUAAUAAAAAGAGUAAAGAAUUUAUUUAUUUGAAACAAAAGUGGAAAUCAAUGUUAUUUGAUAAGUUCAAAGCCAAAUCGAAUUCGCUUGAGGCUUACCUUUGAAUUCUUAUCUACGUACAUAUGAUGGUGGUCUGAAAGUUGUCAGAAGCUUUUAAACAUGUUUUCAGUUUCAGUGAAAUGUAAAAUCCUUUAAUUCAUACAUAAAUUCAAAUGUUGAUGUAGGAUAAAUAAAAAAGGAAAAUUUUAAUUUCAGUUCAUACAGGAAAAAAUAACAAACAUUAAUCCGUCCCACCAUCGUACACAUAAAUAAAACAAAUAAAGAAAGGAAAUGAAAAAUCAUUUUCCUGUUUGUUACUACAAAAAGAAAACAACCUUUGCCCACAUAAACCUAAACCCAAAUCAUCCAUCAGAUGCUUCCUUUUUCUUAUUUUUCUUUCUGACACACUCUAACUAUUAUAAAUAAGCUCAUGAAAUUGACCCCAUAAUGUCGUUAUAAUAAAAAGUUUGUAGUCAAGUUGAAAUCAAAAGAAAAAAAAGUGGAAUGUAAUAAAGAGUCGAGACAUUGAUGAAGAAAG
Messenger RNA from Clunio marinus, 3178 nucleotides. The record is from the annotation of a GenBank genome assembly. NCBI's taxonomy places the organism in Eukaryota, Metazoa, Arthropoda, Insecta, Diptera, Chironomidae.